Molecule: messenger RNA, 2091 nt
Organism: Sclerotinia trifoliorum
Lineage: Eukaryota; Fungi; Ascomycota; Leotiomycetes; Helotiales; Sclerotiniaceae
Source: the annotation of a GenBank genome assembly
CAAGCAAGCAAAAUUCCGAAAUUUUUUUCCAUGGUUUUGAAUGGGAAAUAAGCUCCCUGCAUAGUAGCUACCUAUGCAUGCACAGUUUCUAUUGGGUGAAGAACAGGAACAACAUCGAUCGUCGUCAGGGAACUUAUAUGCCACCAGGUGAAGAAUUACCAGUUGUGGAAUGGAACCUGAUUUUGAGAGAAAUUCUAUCAAGCAAGGAAUCUCCUUUUCAUUGAGCUGGAAACGAGAUUUAUGCAGGGAGUUAUGUAUCAGGAAAUUCAUCUGGAAACCUGCGUCUCUCAAUGCAAUAGUCUUACUAGUAUUGUGAAACAAUGACGAGAGCUUCUCAAGUGUUAGCCCAAAUUUUGGACAACAGGAAAAUAAAGGUAAACGCGGAAAUUUCGGUUCCUGUAAAAGGCCAAAGAAAGCAUGAACUAGUUUUCUAUACAAGUGGUAGAAACAUGACUAUUCUGCGCUAGUACUGAGCUGGUCAACAGACUUCCACUCGACGUAUUCGACCUAUUUUCAAUUCUUUCAGUAAUAUUUACACAUUCAAUAUGAAAUCCAUAAUUGCACUCUCUCAAGAAUGAAAUAAGACAAUCUUUGAAAGGAAGUCAAGCCAACGAAGCUUCAGGGUAGCAGGAUGCGGAAAGUAGGUCAGAGAGUUGCAAAUUUCGCGACAUUUACUUUCCUAAAUCACCAUGUGUCAACUAUGAAGAAUGUAUAUUUUUCAAAAGCUAAGAAAACCACAACAUUGGUAUCACUUCCGGGGGUAAAAGCACAAGCUCAGAACAAGAUGAAUGAACCUAGCCGGUCGGAGCAAAGUCAACCGAAAGCCCCUAAAAGCUUAAAAAUCCAGGCUCUAGCUCAGAAAUUUCAGCCAUGUCAAUAUUUCCAUGAUGCCACAGUGGAGGAAAUUCUUAAAUACGAUAGGAAUACUGGAAUCUCUUACUUGGAGUUUGAUGAGGCUCAUUCAUCUAAGAAGUCUAGACAGUCUUUCCUAAGAGCAUUGGUUAUCGCUGCUGAUGGGGCUUGUCCGCACAAUGGUACUUCUCUGGCUAAAAAAUCAUCUUUUGGCGUAUUCUUCGGACCAGACUCACCACUUAACACAUAUGAUUUGAUUCCAAGGCCUCCAGGAGAAAAACACACCAACAAUUAUGCCGAGUUGAUGUCGGUUCUUCACGCACUUGAGCUUGUCAAACAUCACAUCACCCUGAGAGAAUGGAUCAUCAAGACAGCCAAGAGGAUCAAGCAUAUGGUCAGGAAAGUAAUGGUGGUUAUAAUUGUUGAUUCAGAGUUCGUUGAAAACCGUCUCACCAUGUGGAUUCAGGUCUGGUCGAAAAAUGGGUUUAAGACUGUUGAAGGAAAGUCGGUUGGCGACAAAGAUCUCAUUUUGCGUAUCCAACAAAUGCUUGAGUUACUUUCAAACAGUAUUGAUAUCCGACUGUGGCGUGUUGGUAGGAAGCAAAAUAAAAAUGCACACCACCUGGCUAAGCGAGCACUUCAAAUGCAACUUAGACUUCCCGAGGAACAAGACGUUGCUUCACCAAGCCUUCGAUACUUCCGAGACUGUAUUCGCUCCAGCGACCAACGAGCGACGAAAUUUGCCAUUGAGAUCGGCUUGCUCUCUUUACAAAAGAAUUGUAUAGAGAUGCAUCUGGGUGAGAUUAUCAUGUAUAUGGUAAUGGCUGGAAGAGAUCGCGCAGAGAACUUCACAACCCUGUUCGGAUCAGAGCACCGCAGUGAUCAACAUUGCAUCAUGUACUGGAAGCUGAGCCGCACAGUCUUUUACCUUAUGAUGGAUAAGCCUGGUCACUGUUCCUAUCCCGAUGGCCCUGCUUGGGAACCUAGGAGGAGCACAUUUGAAUGUGGUUUUGCAGGCGGAUACCCAAGAUCUAUCAAAUCAGAUGAGGCAGUCAAGUUACAGAAGUGGUGCCUCAAGAACAAUAUGUUCUCUGACGGGGAACGUCUGACAUCGUUAUUGGAGCUCAUAUAUAAAGUCCGAUUGGGAUUCAGUCUUGAUGGAAACAAUUAAUUUGGACAACUUGAAUAUUAUCAUUACUCCAAUGCACUACCAACGCCAUACCAUUCACACUUUAGUCA